Molecule: messenger RNA, 2097 nt
Organism: Solanum dulcamara
Lineage: Eukaryota; Viridiplantae; Streptophyta; Magnoliopsida; Solanales; Solanaceae
Exons: 8
Coding region: 1-2097 (698 amino acids)
Source: RefSeq, a predicted model, not a curated record
AUGACAGGUAACAUAAACAUUACACUGGACAGAGACAAAGAGCUUGUAGAUCCAUUAUCCGAGCCUGGACGAUUCUUUCGGCGGAAAAAGCGAACAGCGGCUUCUCAAAACUUAAUACAUAAACUAAAUCUGGCAGAAAAUCAUGAUUUAAAAGGAGAGGUUUUCCAGAGGAGCUCCCUGCAGCCAUGGCAACCAGGAUAUUGCCCUCAUCAUUAUCAAGCUAACGAAGUGUUGGUCCAUACCUUCAUAGAAGAGUUGGAACCCAAUACCAAAAUUCUUCUUGAUUCAGCUGCAGGUGGGCAAGCCUUGGAGAAAACAUAUGAUGAGUUAUACAUAUUGUUACAUCACAUAUCCCAAGGAAAUCCGGAGUGGAACGGAGGAAAUGCUAGAUCUGUCACCCAAAAACAAGUAGGCAUGUUAGAGGUUGAUGCAGUAACUGCAUUGACAGCACAAAUUGCAGCAAUGCAAAAUAUGAUGACAACACAUUUCAACAUGCUAGUAAAAGAACAGCAGCAGGCUUCAGUGAGCAUGGUUCAACAACAACAUAUGUGGUGCGAAGUGCAAAUUAAUUUGCCUUUGAUUGAUCUUUUACAGGGAAUCCCAAAGUAUGCUAAAUUCGUCAAGGAUAUUGUGGCCAAUAAAAGCAAGUUAGCUGAAUUUGCAACUGUGGCACUUACUGAAGACUGUAGUUCAAGAAUCUUGAACAAAAGCAAGCUUCCAGUCAAACUAAAAGAUCUAGGUAGUUUCACGGUGCAGGUAACCAUCGGUAAAUAUAGUAAUGCAAGAGCUAGACCUGAUGGUAUCAUUGAAGAUGUUUUAGUACAAGUAGGAUCUCUCAUCUUUCCUGUUGAUUUUGUCAUUUUAGAUUUUGAGUCGGACCCCGAUGUUCCUUUUAUCUUAGGACGCCUAUUCUUAGCAACAGGCGGGGCACUAAUUGAUAUGGCUGCAGGUAGAUUGACUAUGAGAGCACAUGAUAAAGUGGAAGUGUUCGAUGUAUAUCAUGCACUGAAAUUGCCUGCAAUUUAUGAGGAGUUGUCUGAUGUAACCAUCAUUGAUAAGGAAAUAUCAGCUCAAUGUACUACCUCAAAUGAUCCAUUGGCGAAAGUCGUAACAAGUCAAGAUAUUAAAGAGGACAUGGAAGCUAAAGAGCUAGCAAGUGUGCUUGAUAUGCCAAAUAUUAGCAUGUGGAAGAGGAACGUCAUAGCAGCACUGGAGGUACUGAAGAGGCAUAAAAAGGCCAUUGGGUGGCAAAUUGUUGAUCUUCAUGGCAUCAGCCUAGCUUUAUGCAUGUACAGAAUUUUCAUUGAAGAAGGACAUAAGGCUAGUGCACAACCACAACGCCAGUUGAACCCCAUCAUGAAAGAGGUUGUGAAAAAAGGGAUAAUUAAGUGGCUAGAUGUAGGCAUAAUAUACCCAAUUUCUGACAGUAAGUGGAGGUGUAUGAUUGCAAUAUUUCAUGAUAUGGUGGAAGAGUUUGUAGAGGUUUUCAUGGAUGACUUUUCAGUUUUCGGAGAGUCUUUUGAUCUUUGCUUGAAAAAUCUAGAGAAAGUACUUGCAAGGUGUGAAGAAACAAACCUUGUCUUAAACUGGGAGUUACCUUUUGUGCUGAUGUGUGACACAAGCGACACAGCAGCCAAUUACACGGUCACAGAGAAGGAAAUGCUGGCAUUGGUCUAUGCAUUUGAUAAAUUCCACUCUUACUUGGUAGGCACAAAAGUGAUUGUUUUUACUGACCAUGCAGCUCUUAGGUACCUAUUCAACAAGAAGGAUGCCAAGUCAAGGCUCAUCAGAUGGAUUCUGUUGUUAGAAGAAUUCGAUAUUGAAAUCAAAGAUAGGAGGGGAUGCGAAAAUCAAAUAGAAAACCAUCUAUUAAGAUUAGAGGGUUCGCCCCAUGUGUCUGAGCAAGAGACAAUAAAGAAGGAAUUUCCGGAUGAGAAAAUGAUGGAAAUAGAGGUACAAGAUCUUCCAUGGUAUGCAGAUAUUGUGAACUACCUUGUUAGUGGAGUGAUCCCUCCUGAUGCUACCUCACAACAAAAGAAGAAGCUUAUACAUGAUGCUCGCCUCUACAUAUGGGACGAGCCUUAUUUAUUCAAGUGA